Molecule: messenger RNA, 1603 nt
Organism: Baudoinia panamericana UAMH 10762
Lineage: Eukaryota; Fungi; Ascomycota; Dothideomycetes; Mycosphaerellales; Teratosphaeriaceae
Exons: 2
Coding region: 20-1354 (444 amino acids)
Biological process (GO): vesicle-mediated transport; protein transport; small GTPase-mediated signal transduction
Cellular component (GO): cytoplasm
Molecular function (GO): Rab GDP-dissociation inhibitor activity
Source: RefSeq, a predicted model, not a curated record
AUGCAUUCUCAGCGGCGUAAUGUCUGUCAAAGGCCACAAGGUCCUCCAUAUGGACCGCAACGAUCACUACGGCGGUGAGAGCGCAUCGCUGAACCUCGAGCAACUCUUCAAACGCUACGGCAACUUUCAGGCCGGGACCGAGCCAUGGAAGAAGUACGGGCGACCCAACGACUGGAACAUUGAUCUUGUCCCGAAGUUAUUGAUGAGCAACGGCGAGCUUACCAACAUCCUCGUAAGCACCGACGUGACACGGUACAUCGAGUUCAAGCAGGUGGCGGGCAGCUAUGUACAGCAGGGGAACGGGGCCAGGGCGACAGUGGCCAAAGUGCCGAGUGACGCUGGCGAGGCGCUGAGGAGUCCGUUGAUGGGCAUAUUCGAGAAGCGAAGAGCGCGCAACUUCCUGAGCUGGGUGGCGGCCUUUGACGAGGCAAACCCGAGCACACACAAUGGCAUGAACCUCAGUCAGGCGACCAUGCGGCAAGUCUACGACAAGUACGGCCUCGAACCCUCCACCCGCGACUUCAUUGGCCACAGCAUGGCCCUCUACACCAACGACGACUACGUCGACAAACGCGGCCAAGCCAAAGACUGCGUCGAGCGCAUCCGUCUCUACGUCAACAGCAUGGCACGCUACGGCAAGAGUCCCUACAUCUACCCUCUCUACGGCCUUGGCGAACUGCCCCAAGGCUUCGCUCGUCUCUCCGCUAUCUACGGCGGCACCUACAUGCUCAACACCACCGUCGACGAGAUCAAGUACGACAGUUCCGGCAAGGUCAGCGGAAUAAGAGCAACAAUGAAGGAACGAGGCGAGGAUGGCGAGGGCAUGAAGUUCGAGACGAAGUGCAAGAAGAUUCUCGCGGACCCGUCAUACUUCUCCGGCAAGGUACAAGUGGUCGGGCAGAUACUGAAAUGCAUCUGCAUCCUCAACCACCCCAUCGAUAGGACCGACAACGCCGACAGCCUGCAACUCAUCAUCCCGCAAUCGCAAGUUGGGCGCAAGAACGACAUCUAUAUCGCCAUGGUCUCCUCGGCGCACAACGUAUGUCCCAAGGGCUACUAUAUCGCCAUUGUCUCCACCAUUGCCGAGACGGACUCGAACCAUCAUCUUGAACUUCAGCCAGGUUUGGAAAGGUUGGGACGUAUUGAGGAGAAAUUUAUGGGUGCGCCAAUCCCGAUCUAUGCGCCCAAGGGCGAUGGGAAGGCGGAUGAGGUGUUCUUGAGCAAGAGCUAUGAUGCGAGCAGCCAUUUCGAGACUAUGACUGACGAUGUGAGGGAUAUUUAUAGGCGGGCGAUGGGUGAGGAGUUGAGGGUAGAGGGUUUGAAGGAGGGGCAGAAUCUGGUGGCGGAGGAGUAAUGGGAAUCUGAGCAGUGAGUUGCGCUCUUUCUCGGACGUGACGUUCAGAUUGGGCGAUGGCAAUGGGCAGGCAUGAGGCACGAAAGUGACGGAGCAAUGAUGGCGUUGUUGGUGCUGAGCAUUGGUCGUCGUUCAGUCCGUCUGGAGGCAACCUUAGUAAGACAGAGCGUUAGAAGUACUUGAGUGCAACAAGCACGCUUGUUAGUGAUGUUAUUCUGCCGACGCGACUUGCAGUGUGUCUUAGUGGAG